Messenger RNA from Metarhizium robertsii ARSEF 23, 1017 nucleotides. RefSeq names its product Nucleic acid-binding, OB-fold protein. NCBI's taxonomy places the organism in Eukaryota, Fungi, Ascomycota, Sordariomycetes, Hypocreales, Clavicipitaceae. The record is from RefSeq and is a predicted model, not a curated record. The transcript has a single exon. The coding region runs from base 1 to 1017 and encodes 338 amino acids.
AUGCCACCCCCCAAACUCCUCCUCCUCACAGGACCGCCGCCAUCAGCAGCCCUCACCGAAUCCUCAUGCUCAAUACACAACUUCGAGAAGCCCUUCCAAGACCUCCUCGGGCUCCCGGCCGCCUCAUCGCACAGCCUCCCUCCCCAAACACAAUACACAGCAUGGCGAUCGCUACCUCUGGCCCGGCAGCCCCUCCACACCGGCUUCACCCAAGCCCACCACCUGCAGCGUGAUGCUCCAAGCAGCCCAAGCUUCUUCACAACCGCCGACACCACCACAACCCACGGGUUCGCCACAGCGCCAGACCACGACGGAACCCAAGACGUUCUCGCGCAGUUCUGUGAGCAAUCCCUCGCGGCGCACAACUCCAGCGCCGCCCCGGACCUCGACAGCUUCGACACGACUGAAAGCGCCUCCUUCAUGACAACCUCGCUGCUCUCAGAAGACGGCCAGCCCGCGCCGCCCGUGCCCGUGCCCUCGCACCUAUCUGACCUGGAGGAUGUGCCCUCCGCGAAACAAGUCACCUCCCUGCAGCCGCAGACCAUAACGCUCAACCUCAUAGUUGGCGUGCUGUCCGUGGCCCAGCCGCGCACAGUCACUACGAAAUGGGGCACCGCACUGUCGCUGAUAGAAGUCCUCGUGGGGGAUGAGACGGCCGCAGGAUUCGCAGUGACGUUCUGGGUGCCCGUGGACAAGGUGGCCGAGAGCGACGCUGUCCAGCUGCGACGGCAAGACGUGGUGCUCAUGGAGAACGUGGCGCUGCACGUGUUCAGGGGCAAGGUGUAUGGACAGAGCCUGCGAAGGGGUUUGACGAGACUGCACCUCCUUUGGAGGGCGGAAGGCGGCGGGUCUUAUUCCACGCGGAGUCUGACGAGGGCCGGCGGUGACAGCCCGCAGGUUGGUAAGGUCCGGGUUGUGAGGGACUGGGUGUUGCGGUUUGUAGGAUUGGAUAGGACGGGGAGGAAGAGGAGGAGGGGCGUUGUAGAUUGGGAUAAACCACCAGACCAUACACAAUGA